AUGGCGAAAAGUACUUUUUGUGCAAUCAUUACCGUUCAACUCAAGCGGUUUGCAGCAAUUGAAGAGUUACCAGAAGAGUGUCUUUAUGACUGCGGACAAGGCUGUUCGUCGACGGAGAAACGUCGAUGUUGUCCAAUUGGGGAAGGAAAAGUGAAGAAGGUAAACUCCUCAACCAUCCGAACUCUGGAUGAAAGUACAGCCUCCGAUGCCACGUCUUUCAAGGACUUUGAUGAUUCUACACCAGUCUAG
Rodentolepis nana is the source of this 249-nucleotide messenger RNA. The record is from the annotation of a GenBank genome assembly. NCBI's taxonomy places the organism in Eukaryota, Metazoa, Platyhelminthes, Cestoda, Cyclophyllidea, Hymenolepididae.